Musca vetustissima is the source of this 1503-nucleotide messenger RNA. RefSeq names its product RYamide receptor. The transcript has 7 exons. Gene Ontology annotation, cellular component: membrane. Bases 1 to 1503 code for a protein of 500 amino acids. The record is from RefSeq and is a predicted model, not a curated record. Gene Ontology annotation, molecular function: neuropeptide Y receptor activity. Lineage: Eukaryota; Metazoa; Arthropoda; Insecta; Diptera; Muscidae. Gene Ontology annotation, biological process: G protein-coupled receptor signaling pathway.
AUGGAUGAAUACGGCUUCACAAGGCUUAAGGAAAAUGAAAUUUUGGAUGAAGAAGAAUAUGAAGUCCUAUAUGUUGCCCCCGCGGAGAUUGUUGUACUCCUGUCUAUAUUCUAUGGAACUAUUAGUUUAGUUGCAAUAGUCGGUAAUUCAUUGGUGAUCUGGGUGGUGGCCACCACUCGGCAAAUGCGAACCGUAACAAAUAUGUACAUAGCGAACCUGGCAUUUGCGGAUGUAAUAAUUGGAUUAUUUUGCAUACCAUUUCAGUUUCAAGCAGCUUUGUUACAGCGAUGGACUUUGCCAUGGUUUAUGUGCGGAUUUUGUCCUUUUGUCCAGGCGGUCAGUGUUAAUGUGUCUGUAUUUACAUUAACGGCAAUUGCCAUAGAUCGUCAUCGAGCCAUACUAAAUCCGCUGAGGGCUCGUCCUACGAAAUUUGCAUCGAAAUUCAUUAUUGCCACUAUUUGGCUGGCGUCAUUGACCUUUGCUACACCCUGUGCCAUUGCCUUUCGAGUGGAAUUAUUGCAUGAGCGGCGAAAAGACACUAUCAACAACACAAUAUACAAUGUGACAACACCAUUUUGCAAUAACGUAAAUCUGUCCGAAAGUCAGCUACAGACAUACCGUUAUUCGCUAGUAUUCGUUCAAUAUUUGGUGCCGUUUUGCGUCAUCAGCUUCGUUUACAUACAAAUGGCCAUACGUCUGUGGGGUACUCGAGCACCGGGUAAUGCGCAGGAUUCAAGGGAUAUCACAUUGUUGAGGAACAAGAAAAAGGUUAUAAAAAUGCUGAUUAUUGUUGUGAUUGUAUUCGGAGUCUGUUGGUUGCCACUGCAGUUGUACAACAUCCUUUACGUUACAAUUCCAGAGAUAAAUGAAUACCAGUUCAUCGGUAUUGUUUGGUUCUGCUGCGACUGGCUGGCCAUGAGUAACAGCUGUUAUAAUCCUUUCAUCUAUGGUAUAUACAACGAAAAAUUUAAAAGAGAAUUUAAUAAACGGUUUCACACGUUCUUCUGUCAUUUCAAUACAAAUGGCGAGGUACAUGAGCGCACAAUGUCAAUGCAUACACGGGCCAGUUCGCUGCGCUCAACAUAUGGUACAUCACGUCUACGAAAUCAGACCCGCGCCAGCAGUAUCUAUAAUCGGCAGACGUCGAGUGAACGAAGCAGCAAAAAAUAUGAAAGCCCACAAAUGUGCAAUUUUAUAACCUACAAUGUAAAUAGCAAUGGUGAAGAGAUCAUGAUAAAUGGUCUAAACGUUAAUGGUAGUGAUCUGAAACCCAAAGAAAUCGUCUCCGGUCCUCCCAGUUCGGGUUGCCAAUGGCAACGAAACAAUUUCAAACCCCUACAUCCCGAAUUGUUGGAAUGUGAUAGUAAUGAGGAACAGGCGGUGUUGGUGGCUGAUAAACAUCCCAAACCGAUGGACUCUAAUGUAACCAAUAAGUCUAGUAAUUCCUCAAUUAUUGAGGAAACAGUGAUUUUAAGAACCCAUCAUCACCAGACAAUAGUCUAA